This is a messenger RNA of Cylicocyclus nassatus, 1233 nucleotides long. The record is from the annotation of a GenBank genome assembly. NCBI's taxonomy places the organism in Eukaryota, Metazoa, Nematoda, Chromadorea, Rhabditida, Strongylidae.
AUGAUGCUGUUAUCCUCAUCAGUUACAAAAGUAGAUUGCUUCCUUGGCGUAAUUUUGGGAAUUUGCCAUGCUGCUUUGGUACACAUAGUGUAUCGCUAUGUUCCUGAACCCUAUAUGGAUGAGAUAUUCCACAUUCGUCAAACGAGAAGAUAUUGCAAUGGCGACUGGACUUGGGAUCCAAUGAUUACCACACCACCGGCUUUGUAUCUACUAGGAAUGCCAUUUUGUGGUUUUGAGCGCUACACAAAUAGUGUGCUCGUCGCGUUAACGUUCGUAGGAUUCUGUCGAUUUCGAAGGAUGUUUACGACGGAUUCUGUGCAUACUUCCGCACUUGUAGCCUUACUUUUUCCGGUUCUAUUCCAUUCAUCGUUGCUGUUUUACACCGAUUUGCUCUCAGUAUGUGCUGUAGUAUGGGGAUUCUCGUUGGAUUCUCCACUUCUUUCUUCUCUGUCUUUUGGAGUGGCUGUCCUGACGCGACAAACGAACAUUGUGUGGGCUGGUUUCAGUGCUGCCAUUCGCCUUUUCCGAGGUAUCGACACGUCCAAGCCAUUCUCUUCACUGUUUCAUUCGCUCAUUAGUCUUUCUUCUUUUAUAAUCCUUGCACUUUCUUUUGUUAUUUUCGUUUUUAUCAACGGAGGCAUUGUCCUUGGUGAUGCUUCCGCUCAUCAUCCACGUUUACACCUCUCCCAACUCCUCUAUCUUGCUCUCUUUAUAGCCAUUCAUGCUUGGCCUCAUGCUCUACCGCGAGUGGCCAAGUUAGUGCCACAAUUGGCUCGACCUCUUCCCAUUCUUUUAGUGGUCCCUAUAGCACUGGCAGCGCAAUAUUUCGCAUAUGACCAUCCAUACCUAAUCGCGGACAAUCGCCAUGUUACCUUCUAUCUUUGGCGUUGGUGGUUGUCCAAAUCUGUUCGUCGAGUGCUUCUAACGCCAAUUUUCUUGUCUUCUUUCAUUUUUAUGCUGGAAUUAUGCGCACACCUCUCUCCUUUAUCGCGCAUUCUUUUUACUUUAUGCUCCUUUGCUGUUGUGGUACCGGCACAUCUCAUUGAACCUCGUUAUUUUAUAGUUCCGUAUGUUUUAUGGAGGUUAUGCGCCAAAACUUCCACGAAUAGAUUGCUGAUAGCAGCCGAGGUAAUCUCGCAAGCGAUUGUUUUUAGUUCUGUCUUUUAUCUAUUUCUUUUUAAACCAUUUGAAUGGGCCAAUGAGCCGGGGGCAAAACAAAGAUUCAUGUGGUGA